Messenger RNA from Alternaria postmessia, 3030 nucleotides. RefSeq lists its product as uncharacterized. Gene Ontology annotation, cellular component: extracellular region. Lineage: Eukaryota; Fungi; Ascomycota; Dothideomycetes; Pleosporales; Pleosporaceae. The coding region runs from base 1 to 3030 and encodes 1009 amino acids. The transcript has 3 exons. Gene Ontology annotation, biological process: carbohydrate metabolic process. Gene Ontology annotation, molecular function: chitinase activity. The record is from RefSeq and is a predicted model, not a curated record.
AUGUCUCCCUCAACCUUCACUCGCGCUGCUUUCGCAGCUGGGCUUCUUGCCUCUGGUGUCUCGGCGGCUUUCGACAAUGCUGCUAAGACGAACAUUGCUAUGUACUGGGGACAAGGAAACGCUCAGAUUCCACUGUCCGAGGUCUGCGCUGAUCCAAACAUCGAUAUCGUCAACAUUGGCUUCAUCAACGCAUUCCCUUCGGUAGUAGGCUCAUACCCGGGAAGCAACCACGCCAACGCGUGUGGUAGCGAAGUAUACUACGACCCGGUUCUGAAGAAGGACAGCAAGCUUUACAGCUCAUGCCCUGGCGUGGGAGAUGCUAUCACUGCUUGCCAGAAGAGCGGCAAGAAGGUCAUGCUCUCUCUCGGUGGUGGUUGGCCUACUGACUACUAUCUGCCAUCCCCUGAGGUCGCUACAUGGACUGCCCAAUUCCUGAUCGGAGCCUAUGGUCCUCCCACCGCCGCCUGGAAGGCGGCUGGCAGGCCUCGUCCUUUCGGCGAUGCCGUCGUUGACGGUUUUGACCUCGAUCUCGAGGCACAAACCUACGACAUGCCUUCAGCUGAGUACAUUUACAAGAACUACGACGUCUUCGGCAAGUACGUCAAGAGCAACUCGAAGAUGCUUCUCUCCGCCGCACCUCAGUGCGUUGUCCCAGACGUCAGGAUCUCACCGGUCCUCAAGGCCGUUCCCUUCGACUUUAUCUUCACUCAGUUCUACAACACCCGAGUCUGCUCUGCCGCUCAGGCCGUCCAAGAUAUCAAGGACAAGAAGACUGGCACCUUCACUUUCGACAAAUGGAUCUCCGAGAUCAAGGCCUCUGCGAACCCCAACCUCAAGUUCUACAUUGGAUUGGCCGCAGGUCCGGAUGGUCUCCCCACCCACAAGGAAGACUACCUCACGCCCGAAGAUGCGAACACCCUGAUUACGAAGUACAAGGGCAACACCAAUUUCGGCGGUGUGAUGCUCUGGGAGGCCUCCGUUUCCGUCAGGAACCCAACAUACGGUCGGUCCUACGGUACUUGGAUGAAGUAUGCUGUCGAGGGUACCUUCUUGAAGAACUACAAGCCUAUCGUGUCUUCCAGCACCAGGUCUUCAACAACCUCUACUAAGACCUCUUCCACCAAGACACCUUCCAACACCCCUGUUACUUCCACCAAGAGCUCGUCCACCAAGAUCUCGUCCUCCACUCCUAUCUCGAGCAGCAAGAUCUCGUCCUCUACUCCUGUCUCGAGCAGCAAGAUCCCUUCCAGCACUCCUACCCUCAGCACCAUGAUCACCAGCAGCAAGACCUCAUCUUCUGCUUACGUUACCUCAAGCAUGAUUUCUUCGUCUGCAUACGUCACAUCCAGCUCGAUUUCCAGCAGCAGCAGCAGUAGCUCAGCAUACGAAACUGUCUCUACCAAGAGCGCCAGCUCCGCCGAGACUGUCAGCAGCACCCUGAUCGAGCCAUCUUCCAUCGCAACGAUCUCUGCGUCUGCCUCUAGCAGCGAGUCAGCCUACGUGCCUUACCCGACUGAGUCUGCCAGCUCUGUUGAGACCAUCAGCAGCUCCGCGACUGAGUCUUCUUCCAUUGACACCAUCUCUGCCACAAAGGAGGGUAGCUCAGUAUACGUGCCUUACCCGACCGAGACCCCGAGCUCUGUCGAGACUGUCAGCAGCACCUUCAUUGAGCCGUCGUCCAUUGCCACGAUCUCCGCAUCUGAGACUGUUAGCAGCUCUGUCUACGUUCCCUCGAGCGAGACCUCUGCCUCCACCGACAAGUACCCCACUGACACUGUCUCCGCGACUACCCCUGAGGGCGUCUCUUCGACUUCUUGCAGCACCUCCAGCGUUGCAUACUCCACUGGCGCUAGCUCCAGCGAUGUCUACUCAGUGUCAUCUGUCGUAUACUCAUCUGGUGUCUACUCUACUGCAUCCCCGGUGUACCCCACCUCGACCUACUCUGCUAGCAAGGGUGCGGACUACCCCGAGUAUCCCGCUGAGAGCUCCAAGAGCGACGCUGAGUCAAGCACUGGCUACGAGAGCGUUCCAUCGGUUACGAAGAAGCCUGAGUACUCUGAGUACCCCAGUGCUCCUACUGGCUCCACCACCGCCACUGUCAUCACUACUACCUACGUCGAUGUCUGCCCUACUGGUCUGACUACCGUCACCACCACAUACUGGACAACCGUCUGCACCAAGUGCGCCGCGAAGCCCACCGGCUCGGCCGACGUGCCUGAGGGUUGGACCACCAGUGUCUACACUGCCAGCACCGUUACCGUGACCCUUACUAAGCCCAUCGUGACGCCUACCAGCAUGCCCGCAUACCCAUCGUCCGCUCCUUCCGUCGCAUACCCUGCGGACUACCCUGCCAAGCCCGUGUCCUCUGGCAAGCCUGGAUACCCUGCCGUCCCUGAGGCAUCUAUGCCCGCAUACCCAGCUGCUCCUAAGCCUUCCAAGGCUGCCGAGUACUCAGCUGUUCCUGAGGCUUCCAAGGGCGCCGAGUACCCCUCUGUCCCUGAGGCAUCGAUGCCUGCGUACCCUGCCGCUCCCCACUCCUCCAAGGCCGCUGAAUACCCAUCCGUCCCUGAGGCUUCAAAGGCUGCGGACUACCCAUCUGCUCCUCAGGGAUCCAUGCCCGCCUACCCUGCCGUUCCUGAAGCCUCCAAGGCGGCUGAACAUCCUGCCAUGCCCGAGGCACCCAAGCCAGCUUCUUCCUCUGCCGCCGCUGGCUACCCAUCUGCACCCAUCGCUUCCGAGUACCCCAAGAAGCCUGUCGAGCAGGAGGUUACCAGCACCGUCCGCGUUACCUCCACCCUCUCCAAGGUCGCCGUUCCCACUUACGCUCCCGCUCCUUACCCAACGGUCAGCGCUGGAGGUGCGCCUUACGUCCCUGCCGGCUCUGCCAGCAGCUACGCGUCUAUGCCUACCGGCACUGGUGUCGGUUCCGCUUACCCUUCCAUGCCAGCGGAGUUCACCGGUGCUGCUAGCCGUGCUGGUGCUGGAUUCAUGAUGGUUGUUGGUGUUGUUGGUGCCGUUCUUGUUCUAUAA